Messenger RNA from Clunio marinus, 4527 nucleotides. The record is from the annotation of a GenBank genome assembly. NCBI's taxonomy places the organism in Eukaryota, Metazoa, Arthropoda, Insecta, Diptera, Chironomidae.
AUAAUGAAUGAAAAGUAAUCACAAUAGUUGGGAAUUUUCGAAAGUGAAAAUAAAAGAAAUUAGAUUAAGUUAAAGCGCUUGUUUUGACUGUAUACAAGAAAUAAAUUGAAAAGCGAAAAUGAAAAAUAAUUACAAGCAGUUGUUGUCUAAAUCGCCAAGCGAAUCGUCAGUUUUCAAGCGAUCAGCAAGUCAUUCGUUACGAUCAUCGUUUCGGUUACCUAAAAAGCGUAGUAAUAUUCAUGCUACAACUUGCAGUAAUUCGUUGCCUUUAUUUGUGCCACCCAAAGCAGCUGCAAUAUUAGAAAUUAAUUUACCACCUACAAACCUCAAACCUUUAAACAAAAACAUUGAAUUAAGUCAGCUACCUGACACCAUGAAAGUUGCAACGAUUCGAAAACGAUCAGUAUGGGCAAAUAGUUCAGCAAAAAUCAGCUUACCAUCCUACCUUGAAGAUGAUCAUCAACAGAAUUUACCUGCAAUAACUCAAAACAUGAUGCAAACAAAAAGAAUAAACAAUAACAAAAAUAUGUCACAAAGCAACAGCUCAGAUAAUAGCGAUGGAUCAGGAAUACUCAGGGAAAUUAAUAAAAAUACUUCAUCAUCAUCCGAACAGUUUAAAUUGAUCAAGAAACAUAAAUUUGGGCACGCAAUGAAGAAGCCUGAAGGUAACAUUUUAAGUGCAAUAUUUGAAUGCAUUGAAAAUGAUCAAGUUGAUCAAUUGAAAGAAUUAUUGGAGAAGAAUGGAAAAUCAGAAAUUAAUUCAACAAACAGCGAUGGAUUCUCGUUUCUUGACGUCGCCGUUUUAUUAGACAAUCAUCGAAUGAUUAAAAUUCUCCUCGAGCAUGGCGCCAAAGAAGGAAAUAAUUCUCAUGAAAAUAUUGAAACAAAUUUAAAUUCAUUGAUAUCUGCUUUGGAACAGAGACUUUGCCAAUAUUCAACUUCAACAUCGUCGUCAUCUGUGAUGCAUGACAAUGAGAAAGAGAAACCGCAACUUGAUAAAAGAAUAAAAGUUUUGAGGAAAAUGCUCAACGGUUGGCUGGGUUUGAGAAUUCCUGACUCACCAUUUUCAUUCUCUGUCGAUGUCGUCGGAACAACUUCAGUAUUAAUUAAAAUUCUGCAACCAAUUGAGAACUUUAUUUGCACGAAAAUUAAAGUUCAAUAUUCGUCACGUGAAGAUUUCAGUAUAAUAAUUGGCGAAAAAGUGAUCAAUGAGUGGAAAGAUUUUGAAGGAACGAUGGGAGUAAAUUUCCAAUUAAAUAAUUUAAUUCAAGGUCGAAGAUAUUUCUUCAGAGCAGCGAGUGGAAACUUGAAAGGGUUUGGGAAUUUUAAAUCAUGCAAUCCAACAAGCAUUGUACCAUCUUCGUGGCGAGACAUCGCUGGUGAUUCAGGAGAAUAUAAAAAGACUGCCGAUCAGAAAGAAACUUUCGAGAGAAUUUCCAACUUUUUGACUCUUUCAAAGAGAGAAAAUCAAGACGAUUCAGCUCCAAGACGAAAUCAUAAAAAGAAAACGACAAUCAAACAUUUAUUCACUGCUACAUCAAAGUUUCAGAAAACAAUUAAACGAGGAAUUCAUUUGGCAUGCAUUUGUUACUUUGAUGAUAAAAUUCUCGUGACGAAUGAAGACUUCAUUCCUGUCAUAGAAAUUGAUGAAACUUAUCCAAGCAAUCUCAACAAUGAUUUUUACUGGUUGAUGAAGAUUUCAAUGUCAUGGGAUUGUGUUAAAGAUCUAAGAGACGACAUGGAGAAAAACGCAUUAACAAAAGUUCAAUUUCGAUGUAAAAUGUUAAAUGCGAUUUAUCAAAUGCAAAUGGCACUUGGAACGACUGACUUGGGAGAGUUUUAUUAUAAACCUUUGAAGGAUUCUGAUGGCACGAUUAUUCUAAGUUGUGUGUUGAAUGCUAAGAAGACAACAUCGACAAUGAAUUUACGAUUCAUUCCACUCAUUAAAUUGCAAAGAAAAAUAUCAUGUGGCCUUGAAGAUUCCAAUUCAAUUACCAAUAUAAUUUUAAGUUCAAUGGCAAGCCAAAUCAACUAUCACCAAGCUUCACGAACGAGACUUUCAAAAGGACUUUAUUUAGGAUAUUUAAAAAUGUUCAGUUCAUUUGACACUAUUCAGAUUGUAUGUCAGGCGAAAACUCCCAACGUACUUCCCAACUGCAAAAUCAGAGACAAUCCACAUGUGUCUGCUGAAGAAUGGUCAGCAUUAAUACCAAAAGAAUCUCAAAAAACCAAAUCAUCACUUUUCGAUUUAAACAGCAAAGGAACGAAUUUAACACCAGCACAACAAAUUUUUAUUGACAGCUUAAAGCUUUCAUUGAAUCGUCUUUUCAAAUUUAUGAAUAUCUCACCUGAAUCAGCUGUUCAACACAGACUUUACGAUGUUGAAAUCAUUGAACUUGACUCUGAUGUCACUUUUCUUCUUAUCUGUGCUCCACUAGCAGAAAAUUCAAUUUUAACUCGAGAUCUUCAAAGUGAUCAACUAAACUUGUCAUUGAAACGAAGUGACUUGCUUUGUCUUCCAUUGAUAGCACAUGAAAUGCUUCAAUUUAAUGUUUACCAACAUGAAAUUAUUCGAAAAUAUGCGAGAUUGUCGUUCUUGAUAGAAUUUGAAAUAAUUGUUGCUAAUAUGAAGCAUCGUGAAGCGUUUUCAAAUAAUGAAAUGGUUGUGGCGAAAGAAAGGCUGAUAAAAUUACAAGAAGUGAUGAAUGAUUUGAAUGUCGCAUGGAAAAGUUAUCGAUGGAUGAUGAACGCAAUAAACUUUUCACGAACGAAAGAACAGAAAAGUGGAAUUGAUUUGAAAACAAUUCUCCAGUUCAGUCACUCAAGUUUGAACAACGAGAGAGUGAAGCCAAUUACUCAACUUUUCCCAACGUAUAAAAGUCCUAUUCGUGGAUCAUGGUCGGGACCACAGAAUUUCAGUGGUAAAGGAUCAGACAUUUUCAUGUUUGGUGAGCAUUCAAAGUCUGAACAAAUUCUCAAUAGCAAUGACAAGCGAUCAUCAGCAAUCAUAAUUCAAAGCAAUUUAAAAAGAGACUCGGAAUCAAAUUAUUUCUCGUCAAAUGAUAAAGGAAUGUUUGUGAUUCCACGAUUGCCAACGUCAAAAUCUGAAGAUACUCUCGUUGUGACAAGAAAGAAAGGAACGACAAAAAAUGUUCAUCAGAGAAAACGUGCAACGACAAUCAACACAAAUUCUAGCGGUGAAUCGUCAAAUGAUGGUCACAAGCCCAACGGUUUGAUUGUUCAUCGUGUCAACAACACGCAGUAUGCUAAUGAAAUUCCAUCAAUUGAUGUCCCACCAAAUAUUCAAGAAGAAUCCACAACACCAAGUAAAAGUAAGCUUCGAGUGUCGCAUCAUCCGAAGAAGAAAGAAAUGGAAAAGUGCAAUUUUGAAGCUAACGAAGAAUCAACUUUAGUGACGUUUCUGAAGCCAACAUUAACAGCAAUCCAAAAUGAAGCUCAAAAUAACAGUUUUAAAGAUCCAUUACUAAUAGUCGAAGACGAAGCUAUCGAAAUGAUCAGCUCUCCCUUUCGAAAAGCUCCGGUUGAACACCACAAAUCAUAUUCAGGCAAACUUCAGUUCAUCCGGAGCAAUUUACACAGCCAAAAUGUACAAUCAAUUUGCCAAGACACAGAAGUUGAAUCAACUAAUUGGCGAGCCUUCAAUGUUUUUAAAAAAGUUGAAAACACAAAUGAAACGUCAACUUUCACGUCCCAACAAUCGGAUUUCGAGAUUGAAGAAAAUUUAAGCGAUCGUGAAUAUGUCAAUCAUGCAGCGAUGCCUGAAAGUAAUGGUUCGAUUCUGCAUGUUAUCGCUGCGUAUCAAACUGGUUUAGCUUCGGGAACUUCUCUCAAACUUAAAUGUCAACAAAAAACGACAGCAAAAGAAGUCAUCGAGUUGGUUGUUAAACAACUAAAUAUGGCGGUAAUAAUGAAAGGUAAAGAAGGUCCAAUCUAUGAAGCCGACAAGCUCGAUGAUUUUUGUUUAGUUGCUGUUAUUGGCGCAAGAGAAAGAUGUCUGCGACCUGACUUCAGACCACUUGAAUUGCAAAAUCCAUGGAGAAAGGGAAAACUUUUUGUUCGCUUAAAGCACGAUUUGUUAGCGGCAAUUGAACAUUCCAAUCGCGAAACAUUUUCCAUUUAAAAUGAUAACCAAUUGAUUACUUAUCUGUAAUACUAAUUAUAAAUGACUUUAUUUUUAUAUUUUUAUAUCAAAUAAACUAAAUGUUGAAAUCAUAAAAUAAUGUUUCAUUCUAUUGUCUUCUUUGUACGAUCAAUACGUUUUCCAUCGACUUCUUGAGGUCCCCAGCGACCUGACGGCCUCAAUAAUUCAAUGAAAGUUGUCUUUCCCUGAUGAAUAGCAAGAAGAUUUUUAGUUGUGUAAAAGACAAAUGGAGUCAACGUUAUCAUUCCAAACAUGUAUCCAAGUAAAUCAGACCACCAAGGAAACUCAUAAGUACCAACCACUGUUGGCUUCAAAUCAGUAAAAAUGAAGACAAGAACAGCGAAAAGUGUCAAAGGUGUCAAAAC